UGUGAUCCUGUCUUCUAAAAAUACUUGUCAUUUAGGUGCUAUGUGGCUCUCUAUUUACGCCCACUUGUUUACAUCUCUUUUUAGCCAGUGACGGCGCGGCAUUGACAGGCCCCGCUUUCAACCGCUCCGCCAGCUACGGCCCUCAACGCCUUCUUUAUCUUUUUGUUUAUUUGUGUACGGUGUGUUGACCUCGGUGCGCGCAUCUGCACGGCUUUUAUUUUUAAUUAGAUGUGGGAGUAUUUUAACAAUAGGUCCUCCAGCCCUUGCACAGCCCCACAUUGCUCACCUCCCAGCGCAGGUAACCCUAUAGCUUUCAUAUCACCGCCUUUAUGGGGAAUUGAUGUAAUUGCUGACAGGCCUGUAUGGCAGCUAUGGGGAGCGGAUGUUUGUUUGCGCCGCGACCAAAAGAUACACGGUUGUUUCUCCAGAUCUGGUUUCUUGGGUUGCCCAAACAGUGCUUGGUUCUGCUUUUAAUAGGCAUAGUCUGUUUUCAGCCAUCAUUCUAUGAAUUUGACACUCCUCCCCGCUGCACCGACUUGGCUCCUCCACCUAUAAUAAGACGUGGUAUGUUUGGCAGCUCGGCCCAGCGAGAAGAAUGGCAACACAAAGAAAGACCACCACCAGAUGGGAGGCAGAAGACUGGGAUCCAACUUGUCUGCUUUGUGUUGUACUUUGUCCCGCAAUAUUUGACUUCGCGUUGUGGUCAACAAGGAAAAAUCAAUGCAGUCACAUCUCACAUUGCAACACAUACAUACCUAUUAUUAAUAGUCUUGAUUGCGGCAUGUUUAAUCUUCGCCUUUGGCUUGGUUAAGAAAACAAUGCUUAGCACAUUGCCCUCAAGGCAUCCAUUAGGCGUUCCCACUUUCAACAAUACUACCUAGACAAUACUGGAAGUCCUGGAAGCAUUGCAUUGAAUGUGAAUGCUGUUUGACUGGGAAGCCGUUGAAAUGUCGGUCUCUCAGGUGCGUCUAACCCCUUUCGAGGUGCGCGUCGUUGGCUGCAUAAUGCGUCAACCGGUUCACCACAUUGAGCGUUCUUAUAUAACCUACUCGGGCUGUACGGAGGAAUGCCAACCGCAAAGGGCAGGCGCACACGCCCUUUUCCUCACUCUCCCUCGCUCUCGUUUCCCUCACCGACACACUGUCCCCGCUUAUCUCUGCAGUCACGUUGAGGCUGAGGCUGCCUGACCCACACAGUGUGCCCUGCUCGUGUUGUAUAUAGACCGGAGCCGAGCGGCAGGCAGAGCCGAGAUUGUGUGGCCAGAUCAGGACUGGGCGAGAGAGUAGGGGAGAGAGAGAGAGAGAGGGGGAGAGAGAGGGAGAGAGAGCACGGUGGGGGGUUGAGGAAGAGAGGGACAAACACGGCUGCAGCUGCUCUCUUCUGCAUUAAGAGACACACUCCCUGACAUAGGACCAGCAACGGGCCGUCAACAGACUGGAACUCGUCAGACUGGUGGCUAAGCAGACUGGGACUCGGUCAGACUUGGACUCGGUGGACUGGGACUCUGUAGACUGGGGUGCUCCGCAGACAGGUACGCGCCAGUCUGUGUCUCCCGCUGCGGGCCUCCUACCACUCACGGCCGGGACCCUGUGGCCACGGCCCUGUGUGCUCUGGAGGAUACCACCGGGCCCGGCGUGCAUGUGAGUGCCCGAGCGUCCACGGUCGGGUCAGGCGCCAGGAUGAGGAUGAAGGAGCUGUCUCUCCGCCAGGACCCGGACCUGCGGAAGGAGCUGGCGCUGCUGGCCCGGGGCUGUGACUUUGUCCUGCCCUCGCGCUUCAAGAAGAGGCUCCAAGCCUUUCACCAAGGACAGGCGCAGGUGAAGGCGCCGCCGCCCGUCGCCCCGGUGCUGAGUGAAAGCAUUCCAAAGUUCUACUUCCCACUGGGCCGGCCCCAGGCCAACCUCAACGUCGACGGCCUCAUUUCCAAGGUCGAGACAAUAUUUGCCCAGUUCCCCGGUGAAAGGGCCAGCAUUGAGGACAUGGGGCAGGUCGCCAAGGCCUGCGAGUGUCCCCUCUUCUGGAAAGUGCCAUUGUUCAACGCGGCCGGAGGCGACAGGACGGGCUCGGUGUCGGUGCACAAGUUCGUGGCCAUGUGGAGAAAAACUCUUCAGACCUGUCACGACGCCGCCGCAAAAUUUGUGCACCUCUUGGCCAGGCCUGGCUGCAAUUACCUGGAACAAGAGGACCUUAUUCCAUUCCUGCAGGAUGUGGUGGACUCUCACUCAGGCCUGAACUUUCUGAAGGAGGCCUCCGAAUUUCACACACGCUACAUUACCACGGUCAUCCAGAGGAUAUUCUACAAUGUGAACCGGUCUUGGACUGGCAGGAUCACAUGCUCAGAGCUGAGGAAAAGCAACCUCCUCCAGAACGUGGCCUUGCUGGACCAGGUGGACAACAUCAACCAGCUGACCGAGUUCUUCUCCUACGAACACUUCUACGUCAUCUACUGCAAGUUCUGGGAGCUGGACACGGAUCACGACCUCUUCAUCGACCAGAGAGACCUGGCCCGUCACAACGACCAGACCAUCUCCAACAAGAUGAUUGAGAGAAUAUUCUCGGGAACCGUAACAAGGGACAGGCGGGUGCACAGGGAGGGCCGAAUGAGCUACGCCGACUAUGUGUGGUUCAUCAUCUCCGAGGAGGACAAGAAGACGGACACCAGCAUGGAGUACUGGUUCCGCUGCAUGGACCUGGACGGGGACGGGGUGCUCAGCAUGUACGAGCUGGAGUUCUUCUACGAGGAGCAGUGCCUGAAGCUGGAGGCGCUGGGCGUGGAGCCGCUGCCCUUCGAGGACUGCCUCUGCCAGAUGCUGGACCUGGUCAAGCCCGAGGCCGAAGGUCACAUCACGCUGCGGGACCUGAAGAGGUGCAAGAUGGGCCACGUCUUCUUCGACACCUUCUUCAACGUGGAGAAGUACCUGUACCACGAGCAGAGGGACCCGUUCUCUGUGGUGAGGGAGUUGGAGACGGAGGGCCAGGAGAUGUCCGACUGGGAGAAGUACGCGGCUGAGGAGUACGACCACCUGGUGGCCGAGGAAACCGGCGACCAGUGCAAUGAAACGUACGAGAACCCCCUGAGUCCCUUAGGCCAGCACAUCUCCACCGAGCUGGGCCUGAGGGCAAAGAAACACUUUUUUGAGUUCCCCACCGCGCCCUGCAACCUGGACCUGGGGGAUUACAAGUAUGAGGAGGACUUUGAAUGAAGCCGGUCCUCGACAGCUCCCACCUCCUGCUCCAGGCCGGGGCCCCCUUGAGGGCCGAGGACCGGACAAGCCUUCAGUGUGCGUGUGUGUGUGUGUGUGUGUGUGUGUGAACGGCCUUUAGGGUGGAAACUGCCCAGACCGGCAAGCCAUAGGAGACGACUCCACGACCUAUUCACUACAGCCAGUGCCAACGCGCCCCCACAGGAAGACCACAAGCUCACCUUUGACCCCCCCGUGGGACAUCACGACCAGUGUCUUCAUCGCCUUCAAUUGUUUCAUUCUUGUAUUGUAACUUUCACACGGCAAAAUGUUUCCCAGCGGGGGUUGAUUCUCAGCCGAUGCGUCUGAGGCUCAUCAAGAGGCUCCACUACGGAGAGACCAGCAGUCAGCGGUCACCGGCUGGCACACCACCCCUUCACUGUGAGCGCCCCGCCCCUUGAAACGCAUUGGAUCACUUGAAAGCGUACCGCGUUUCAUUCAACGCAGCUUGUCUGGCAUUCAGUAUUGGAGCUAAGCGGCUUAUGGGACAUUCCAGGGAACCAUCAACUUCAACCACUGCUACUGUUGGGGGUUACUGCAGCGGAAAAUAACACGAAAAUGCUAAAGUCAGCCAUGAUUUGACCUACUGUGUACAGUUGUGUGUGUGUGUGUGUCUAUGCGUUUUUGUUUGUUGUAAGGUGGCCAUUGGUAAACAUACAGUACCUGUAUGUAAGGUGAAGGAUUUGGUGCGAGAAAAAUGAAGUGAUAAAUUAUAUUUAUAAAUGCGUGUAAAUAUUUCUGUGUUUGCUGUGCUGUAUACGAGUUGGGGAAAUGUCUUAUGAAUACUGUUUUAUAUCUAAGAGAAAAAAUACCUUUUAAAUGUAUUUCAAUAGAGUGAAGAAUCCUUUUUAACUUGUUUUUCUUCAAAUAAAACUAAGUCUAUUUAUUGGUAUUGAGUUAAUGUUGGUUUAUAAGAUAAAGUUGCUGUAGGCAAGAGUAAACGGUAGGGACAUCGGGGAUCGAACCCUGAACCUUUCAGCUGGGAGUUCUUUGCAUAUAUGGAUAUAAAUUGAGGCACUCGAGAGUUGGUUAAAAAAUACAAGCAUGUAGAAAAACGGAAUCCGGCUGUGAGUUUAUUUACACUGUGGCAUCCCGCCACGUGGUCCUCGGCCUGGACGGGCCCGGGGUACCGUGGAGGACGGGGUGUACCACCCCCACCCACCAGCCGGCGAGAGAGAGCAGCCCUUUCGGCACCCCAAUCAGGGUGAUUGGGGGACACCUGGGCGAAAGCACGGGAGCCAUGUUAAAAGCGGCGCAGCACAGCACAGCUGCGUUCGGGUGCAGGAAGGAAGGGCUCGUGGCAGCAAGGGAGCCUAGAGGCCCACGGAGGCCCUAGAGACCGUGAGAACCCUGGUUGAUUGAAGUGAUUGUAUAAUAAAUGCCUGGAAUGGCUCUAACCUUCUACAAACGCGUCGUUUGUACCGGUAACCUGGCUCGUUCAAGGAGCGGGUUACCACACUUGGUGGAGAAUGCAGGCACCAUGAAGGUCCCACUAUGGCUCCCCGGUACAGACGCCGCCGCCGCAAGAGACGCCGCGGCCGCAAGGGACGCUGCCGCAGCCGCAAGGGACGCUG
Molecule: messenger RNA, 4816 nt
Organism: Gadus chalcogrammus (walleye pollock)
Lineage: Eukaryota; Metazoa; Chordata; Actinopteri; Gadiformes; Gadidae
Gene: ppp2r3b
Product: protein phosphatase 2, regulatory subunit B'', beta
Exons: 13
Coding region: 1680-3203 (507 amino acids)
Biological process (GO): protein dephosphorylation
Cellular component (GO): protein phosphatase type 2A complex
Molecular function (GO): protein phosphatase regulator activity; calcium ion binding
Source: RefSeq, a predicted model, not a curated record